Messenger RNA from Laccaria bicolor S238N-H82, 1620 nucleotides. RefSeq lists its product as uncharacterized. The transcript is spliced from 7 exons. NCBI's taxonomy places the organism in Eukaryota, Fungi, Basidiomycota, Agaricomycetes, Agaricales, Hydnangiaceae. Bases 1 to 1620 code for a protein of 539 amino acids. The record is from RefSeq and is a predicted model, not a curated record. Gene Ontology annotation, molecular function: zinc ion binding.
AUGAUCUGUGAGGAAUGGGCCAAGAUGGAUGAUGGAUUCUUAGCACAGCUUUAUGCAGGACGCGCAGUGUGCCACUCAAGUGCACUCACUGUAAAGACCUACCCAGGAAUGAGUGUUGUUCUUGGAGUGUAUCAAUCUGAGCACAUGCACAUGAUUGGGCAAGAAAACGCGUGCUUCACGUGUCUUCCAGAUGCGGCACACACAGAAAUUGAGAGGUUGCUUCAUUCUGGGAUGGAGGUCAAAGAAGUGCUCAAUACCAUUCACAGAAAGGAGGCAUAUAAAGAAUCAACCAAUCUAAAUAUGUCCUCACCAUCUGAAGAAGCUGUUAAUCGAAAGCAAUUGACCACAUUUCGUGAUGUUUACAGGAUCCAGAAGUCCAUCGAGGAGGAGACCAUUCACUUGGCGGGUGGAGAUGGACCCUCUGUGGUGGCAUGGGCUGAAAAGCUAAAGGCUGAGGGGCAUUUUUGGGGUCAUGGAAUGCCUGCUGCUUGGAUGAUUUCUUCCAACGCACAGGAAGAGACAAUUGAGUUUUUUCUGAAGAUGGUUCGACAUCAGAACUCACAUGUUGUACCAAAAAUAUUCAUGUCUGAUAAGGAUCGAGGUCAGAUGAACACAAUUCAGGGGCAAUACCCCAAGUCGCACCUUCUCCUUUGUUGGUGGCAUGUUUUGCAUGCAUGGCACCAGCAUUUCGUGAUGACACAUUACCCUGAUUUAUGGGCGCUACUAAAGAAAUGGCCGCGUAUGACUACACAAGAAGAAUUUGACGAUUGCUGGGUGAAAAUCCAAAAGCUCGCACCAGAAAGUCUCACUGGAUAUCUCCGCACUAAUUGGCUCAAUGAGACUAGGUUGUGGUCUGCAGUAUUCAGACAAGACCAAACUAUUUUUGAGAUUUGCGAGACAAAUAUGCUUGUUGAAGUGGCAAGACACCAUCAUCAACACCUUGGGUUUGAAGGACCUGACCUUGAACUUCGAAGGCGCAUUGAGAUUGCCAAGCAUGCAAAGACGAUUCAAAAAUCUGAUAUCAGCACAGCUGAAGACCCCUCAGCAUUUCGUGUGAAAUCACAAUCAAUUCAGAAUUUUGCUUAUGACGUUGAUCUUGUCUCAUACCGCUGCAACUGCCUCUCAUUCCCAUUGGUCAACUUCUGUAAGCACAUUAGUGCUGUGCAGCUUCACUUCCCCAAAACCAUCACCUUCGUUUCAGCGACAUCACUUUCUGGCUAUGCUCAACAUGUCGACGAGGACAGCGAUGAGGAGAUCAUCAGCGACAAACAGUUCAAAAACGACAACAACUCCAAUGAGAUUGGCCAAAUCGCCUCAAAGCUUCAAGAACUUGCAAAUCAGCUUCUCUUUAACCCCCCUGCAGAGAUAUCUGAUGAACUACGGGACCUUGGAGAACACCUCAACAAUGUCAAUGAUUCUCUUGGUCCCUCAAAGUCUCUACUACCACAGAAGAAGUGGGUGGCACCAAACCAACACUCCUGGACAGAGACCGCAUCAAUAAUGGGGGCCAAAGUCAAAGGGAAACGUGGGGGGAACCAUCAGGGAAAAAAGCGAGACCAGAUGCUUGACAGCCGCUUAUUAGUGAUGGUCAUGGGUAACCCCAGGGUCAUUUCGCGUUGA